Messenger RNA from Cryptococcus deneoformans JEC21, 2189 nucleotides. RefSeq lists its product as hypothetical. The record is from RefSeq and is a predicted model, not a curated record. NCBI's taxonomy places the organism in Eukaryota, Fungi, Basidiomycota, Tremellomycetes, Tremellales, Cryptococcaceae. Gene Ontology annotation, molecular function: microtubule binding. The coding region runs from base 10 to 1896 and encodes 628 amino acids. The transcript is spliced from 5 exons.
CACUUCGCCAUGCCGUCCUCCGUUCCCGACUCCAGCUCCCGCCACCAGAGCAUGUUCAUCGGGACAAGCCCGGCCUCGACUGCAGGGCACCACGCAAGCGCAGUCACCCUUGGAGCAGGCAUCUUUGCACGCCGCAGGGACAGCCACAGCGAAGCGGGCGACGCAGACUUUGAUCCUGAACGAAGCUUGGGAAGGCUGGUAGACGAGCUGGGUAGAGUAAUGGGCAGCGAUAAACUUCCAAGCCGGCCUUCUUCUCCCUUUUCACCCACGAGGACGCCUACUCCCUUGGGAUCCAAUCCCCUUGACCUUUCUUUUACGCUUGCACGUUCUACACCGCUCCCAAGCCCUCCGCCUAGUGACGGGGAGCCUGAAAUCAACGAUACUCCCAAACCAAGACCACGACAUCCAAGCGGGAUUCCUGCACACACCUCGAAGAAUGAAAAGAGCGCAAGAGGAAAUAGACCACUUGGCGAGAGCAGGCACGGCAAUACGGCUACGAAGCCUGGUGCAACUGGAGCUUUCCAACCCACAACUGCUUCCAAAGACCGCCUCCGAUCUCUUCGAGCCGAACACUCCAAGCCGCGGUCGGUAAGCGCCCCUGUACGAGGCGACAGGACAUUGGGCGAUAUCACGGGCUUGAGCGAUUUGCUCAACACACCCGCUAAACCUGGAGAGUUUGGCUCGCUGGGAAAAGAUGAGAGUGUGGGAGGGAUUCCAGCAGCGGAUAUUCCGGCAACCUUGGAAAAGCUAAAUCAGCGGCUGAAAGCCCUUGACAUUGAAAACUCUACAUCUCGACGAAGGGUCCGCGAACUAGAAGAGGAGCUUGCUCGUGCAAAAAAAGAACUGGCCGAAACGUUGAACAAUGGGGAGAGGAACCUGGCAGAAAUCCAAAAGGAGAAAGCAGCUUUAGAAGAGCUGGUGACUUCCACUCGUAAACAUCUGUCUCGUCUGACACUCGAUUUGGAAAGUCAGAAAUCCCUUGUUGCAAAACUCAAAGCCACACCCGCUCCUCCGCCUACCCACUCGUCGUCCACUUCCGCCCACCUCUCUUCGCUCCGCUCCGAGAUUGAUAACCUUUCCAAACAGAUAUCUGCUCUUCAUUCUAUCGUCGAACAAGGUCUUGAAGCACGCAAGCGAGCGAGAGGAGAACCGACACUGCAGAUGGAAAGAGAGGAGAUGGAGAGGAUAGUAAGGCAGGUCGCCCGAGAGGCAACCCUUGAAUCAGACCGUCAUGUUGAGGACGGGCGCAAGGAUGGCAAGAGCCGACAGAAAGAAACGCAGCAGUCCCCCCGCCCUUCCAGGUUAAGCCAAGGUCUUCACGCUGCCGCGAGUAGUAUCGACAGCCUUCAACCGCCUACCCAACAAACGCCUUUUUCUUUCCCCAAACCGUACGACCCCUCGGAUAACCUUACGUACUCUCCCACACCCACGGCCAAGGCACACUCGCGUCAACCAUCAAGUGUCCUGUCCAAGCCAGAAUCUGAUCCUUCUUUCAGAAAGAAAACGGAUCAAAAAGACAGGAAACAUGCACAGGAGAAGAACGUAGAGCAAACCCCAGGAAAAAAUGGGUCCCAUAACAUCUUUGAAAAAGAUCUUGGACAGGAUUUUUUCAUUUUUGACGAAGGCAACGAAUAUCCCAAAGCCGAAAAGGAGGCUAAGCAACAGCAAGAAGAAACUAAGAAGGGAAAAAACAAACUUGAAAAGGUUCUCAAUGAACUCGAAAUUGACUUUACACAAUUGAAAUUAGUAUAUGCCGAUUUGGCCGACAGAUACAAGGAACUCGACCCUGCGUCCGAUGUGGUCCAACGACAUAAAGUUGCGAGCAGGUUGAAGGAGGUCAUAAAGGUUUUAGAGAAGAAAGCGGAUCAGAUUGAUGAUUUGAAGAGUCUUUUAUAAGGCUCAUGUCGAAAGUGAGAUCAUCAUCGUCACGUAGAAAACGAAGAGAAUCACUGCAAAGGGGGGUUGCUAUCGGCAAACAGCCUCAACCUACGACACAUUAUACAUUCAUUAAUAUGUAGUGUAGAUAAAUGGGCUUCGAAGCUUGUUGAUAUUAUAUGGUUUUCGGCCACAUGUGGCUGUUACUAAGUGUAAAGUGGUAAUAAUUAAUUAUUACUACAAGAUUACGCGUCUACUAUUACUACGUACCUUGCUAUCACUUAUUAAUUACUGCCUUCUUGAAGCGUGAUGCA